Cyanistes caeruleus (blue tit) is the source of this 2226-nucleotide messenger RNA. Lineage: Eukaryota; Metazoa; Chordata; Aves; Passeriformes; Paridae. The record is from RefSeq and is a predicted model, not a curated record.
CCCAGGCGGGAGGAAUGCCAAGCAGCAGGGAGGCUGCCCAAGGUGGCACUGGCGCACCCCGGGCCGGGGCCUUGCAGCCACAGGGGAGCUUCAGGCCCUGUGAUGGAAACAUUGUUUCAUCCUCACAGCCUGACGGCACCUGUGUUCCCAUGGAGAUUGUGCUGAUGGAGAAGGUGGGCUUCGGCUGCCGCAGAAUCAUCCAGCUCCUUGACUGGCUUGAGCUGCCUGACAUCUUCGUGCUGGUGAUGGACAUCUGGGAUCUCUUGCAUGUCCUGCUGGAGCAAGAGUUCCUGAGCGAGGAGGCGGCGUGUUGGCUUUUCUGGCAGGUGCUGGAGGCCGUGUGGCACUGCACCGCCUGCAGCGUCCUGCACUGGGACAUCAAGCCGGAGAACCUCCUCGUGAACCUGGAGACUGGCAAACUAAAGCUUAUCGACUUCAGUCGUGGCACCUUCCUCCAGGAGCAGGCCUGCACACAGUUUGCAGGUGAGCCCAGAGCGCAGGCCCUGCUCCCAGUGCCAGGCACUGCACGGCCCCAUUCCCUCCUGGGCCGCAGGGUGAGGCAUUCAGCCGGCUGCCGGCUGCCCUGUGGCACAGGCAGGUGCUGUGCCCCAGGAGCCGGCUGCCAGCCCUGCCGACAGAAAGGGGCUGCAAAAGCCGGGCCCCGGCUCCUCGGCUUGGCAGGCCCACAAGGCCUUGGGCUGCUCCGCUGGCCUUGUCAGCCUUGCAGAAUGGUUUCUAGGCUUUGGCCCAUUGUCAGGGUGAGGCAGGCAGGCCUUGGGGGGAAGUUGUGGACACGGCUGCAGCCCCUGCCUCUGGCAGGAGGCUGGUGCCAGGCUCUGGAAGGCAGCAGCCUGCGCCUGAGCAGCGCUGCCCAUCUCCCCAUGGAACAUGCACGUACUGCCCGCCUGAGUGGAUCAGCCUUCACUGCUACCAUGGCGAUGGGGCGACUGUCUGGUCCCUGGGCGUGCUGCUGUUUGAGAUGGUGUUUCUUGCCCUUUGAGAACGAGCGUGACAUCGUGCUGGGGCAGCUCUUCUUCCCGCAGGAGGUCUCUCCAGGUUGGUAUGCAGCCUGAAGAAGGCAGGCUUUGGCAGGUGGCACUGCGCAGCCCAGCCCGGCCCUCCCGCAGCUGCGCGAGACGUCCAUGUGCCCUCAAGGGCCGGCUGCAGCAGGUGGCCCGUGGCAGGCUGGGUGUGGCACGCUUGGCUGAAGGAGGGGGUGAUUGUCCUGCCAGGCCGCUCUCCCUCCAAGGGCAGCUCCGAGCACAUGCAGCGUGGCCUGGCUUCUGCAGGCACUGGGAGCAGCUGGGCAGGAGCCUUCUGCAAGUGAGCGCUGCUUUCUGCCUUCUCUCCCUAGAAUGCCAACAUCUGAUCCGCUGGUGUUUGUCCAAGCACCCCAUGGAUUGGCCAGUGCUGGAGCAGAUCUUCUACCACCUUUGGGUGCUGGGCAGGCAUUUCUGAUGCCUUGCUGCAGCCUCUGCAGCCUCUGCAGCACCCAGUUCCCGUGUCCAACACAGGACUGAGGGCCCAGGAAAUAAAACAACCCGAAACCCACUGCGGGCUGGCAAAUCUGGUCCUUGUUAGCAACUUCAGCUAAGGGAACCUUUUGGCCAAAGGGGUUAUCAGAGCACUUCAGUUCCCUUCAGCCUUGGUCAAGCUUUUGAUUCCUUUCUUCCAGAUUGUCCUUCAAAAUCAGAGGGAGGUGGAGCCUGCACCAGUCCCCCCAAAUUGGUGGGAGGCAGAGACUACUCCCAGGCCCCUCAAAACUGGAGGAGGAAGGAGACAAUCCCUGGGCCCCCCGAACUGAAGGGAGAUAAAUACCCGACCCCUCAAAAUAAGAGAUGGAUGGAGCCCACAGUGGCCCCGAAGUCAGAGGGGGAAGGGGAGACUGCAAGCCCCCCCAAAGAGGAGGGGAAUUCCGCCUGUGCCAGCCCCACAAAUUGCAAGGGGACAGAGAACACCCCUGGCCUGGCAAAGUGCAAAGAGCAGCCGGAGGCUGCCAGGAUGGUGAAAACACUGGCACCCCCCAAAUCAGAGGGGGACAAAAAGCCCACACAGGCUUCCCAGAAGCAGAAAGGGGGCAGCAAAUAUCCCCUAUCCCCCUAAGUUGGAGGGGCACAGACACAACUCCCGCCCCCCCCAUAGCGGAGGGGGACAGACAUAAAAGGCCCCACAAAAAGAGCAUGGGGAACCAAGAGCACUGCCGGCCCUGCAAAGGUAAGGAGGAUU